Molecule: messenger RNA, 4172 nt
Organism: Tarenaya hassleriana
Lineage: Eukaryota; Viridiplantae; Streptophyta; Magnoliopsida; Brassicales; Cleomaceae
Exons: 27
Coding region: 180-3971 (1263 amino acids)
Cellular component (GO): mitochondrial outer membrane
Molecular function (GO): protein binding; ATP hydrolysis activity; ATP binding
Source: RefSeq, a predicted model, not a curated record
UUCCUCUCUAAUCAUUUCGUGAAAUCUCUCUCAUUUCACGUCUCUCUCUAGAAAAGCAGAGCGGCUCUCUUCUUGGAUCAAGGGGUCUACUCUCCCAACAGGAAAAUCAAGCGACGCCCGGCGGCGGAGGAGGAGGAGAAAGGAGGGGAAUUUUACGGCGAGAGAGGCGGACAAGAGAUAUGGUGGAGACGCGGCGCACCUCAUCUUCGGCGAAGCGUUCUUCGCCGGAGGCCUCAUCGUCUCGGCCCAACAAGCGAUCUAAGGUUAAGAUCGAGGUGACCGCUACUGCUCUCGUAUCUGCGGCGGAGCCGGCGGGGUCUUCGUCGACGAGCGAGGUACCGACCGGAAAUCAGGGACCGGCUUCGGAUCCUGGAUCGGAAUCUGGAGACCGGGAAUCGGGGCGCCCUGAUCCGCAGUCUACUGAUGCGGCAAGUCCGUUUACAACGGAUGCGGCGGCGGCGGCGGCGGCGGAAACCAGUCCUCAUCCCGACGCCGACACAGAAGCUGAAGUCCUGGUGACCCCGACGGCAGCAGGUGAAGUGUUGGUAGAUGCGGAGAAACCGAAGGCGGUGAAGAAGAGGGCUGGAAAAGCUCCAUGGGGCAAGCUGCUAUCCCAGUGUUCUCAGAACCCUCAUCGUGUCAUGAAAUCUCCUGUCUUUACUGUUGGACGACGCGGUUGCGAUUUAUGCAUAAAAGAUCCAUCUAUGCCCAGCACCACACUUUGUGAACUGAGGCAAACUGAGCAAGGAGAUGCAUCAGCUGGAUCUCUAGAGAUAAUGGGAAACGGAGGAAUUGUCCAGGUCAAUGGCAAGAAUUAUGAAAGGAAAGCUAAUAUUCAUCUGCGAGGUGGUGAUGAGCUGGUCUUCAGCCCCUCUGGGAAACAUGCUUAUAUAUUUCAGCCUCUUAAAGAUGAUAAUCUAGCUGCUCGGGAUAUUGCUUCUCCAUUGAGCAUUUUGGAAGCUCAGAGUGCCCCUUUGAAAGGGAUUCAUGUUGAGACAAGAGCUGGCGAUCCCUCAGCUGUUGACGGGGCAUCUAUAUUAGCAUCUUUAUCAGACUACCACAGAUUCCCCCUUCUACCACCGACUGCUAAACGUGCAGAAGGCCAGCAAAAUCCGGAGGUCCCCGGGGUACCUUCUAGUUACAGUGAUUGUAUUCCAGACGUUGACAUGACCGAUGCUGAUUGUAGCAAUGAUCAUGCUGCUAUUGCUUCAACGGAGAAAACUGUUGCUUCAACUUCUAGUGCUGCCAACAAUAAUCUGAAGGCUGAUGGCAGUGGAAUGAAUCCUUGCCAAGAAAAUGGAGGUGGAUGUGUUCCUCUUUCGGCUUAUGAAAUUAGGCCAGUCUUGCGCUUGUUCAGGGAUCCAUCUUCUUCUGAAUUUGAUUUAAGGGGAAGCAUUUCCAAAAUACUGGAUGAUCAAAGGGAAGUCAGAGAACUCCUUAAAGAAUUUGACCUUUCAUCAGCUUUACUAUCGACUAGACGUCAAGCAUAUAAGGACAGUCUGCAAGCAGGAGUACUCAAUCCUGAGAACCUGGACGUUUCUUUGGAGAGCUUCCCAUAUUUCUUAAGUACUGCAACGAAGGAUGUUUUGAUAGCUUCAACCUAUGUUCAUAUGAAGUGUGGAAACAAGUUUGUGAAGUACGCAUCAGAUUUGUCUACAUUGUGCCCCCGUAUAUUGCUCUCUGGUCCAGCUGGGUCGGAGAUAUAUCAGGAAAUGUUGACAAAAGCACUUGCAAAACAUUUUGGGGCCAAAUUGAUGAUUGUCGACUCUCUUUUGUUGCCUGGGGGAUCGUCAAUAGCCAAGGAAAUGGAUUCUUCCAAUCCCAAAGAAAGUUAUAGGCGUGAAAGACUAUCAGUGCUUGCCAAACGAGCGAUACAAGUCGCACAAGCUGCUGCCUUGCAGCAUAGGAAACCAACUUCAAGUGUUGAGGCUGAUAUAACAGGCGGUUCAACCUUAAGUUCUCAGGCUUUCCCAAAGCAAGAAGUGUCAACUGCGACUUCUAAAAGUUACACAUUCAAAACAGGUGAUCGAGUGAAGUUUGUGGGUCCGUCUUCUGCACUUUCUCUUCAAGGCCCACUGAGGGGACCAGCAAUUGGUUUCCAGGGGAAGGUAGUCCUUGCAUUUGAAGGCAAUGGUUCUUCAAAGAUUGGGGUUAGAUUUGAUAGGUCAAUUCCAGAUGGCAAUGAUCUUGGUGGUCUCUGCGAGGAAGACCAUGGUUUCUUUUGUACUGCUAGUUCACUUCGUUUAGAUAGUUCCACCAGUGACAAUGCUGAUAAACUCGCCAUCAACGAAAUCUUUGAGGUUGCAUUUGGUGAGAGUGAAAGAUGUCCGUUAAUAUUGUUUCUGAAAGACAUCGAGAAAUCUCUGGUGGGGAACAAUGAUGUGUAUGCAACCUUGAAGAGUAAGCUUGAGAAUCUUCCCGAGAAUAUUGUUGUCAUAGCCUCACAAACCCAGUUGGACAACCGAAAGGAGAAAUCUCAUCCGGGGGGUUUCUUGUUCACUAAGUUUGGCAGCAAUCAGACGGCAUUACUGGACCUGGCUUUUUCGGAUAACUUUGGUAGGUUACAUGACAGGAGCAAAGAAAUGCCUAAAUCGAUGAAACAAAUAACCAGGCUAUUCCCUAACAAAGUGGCCAUCCAAUUACCUCAGGAUGAAGCUUUACUGUUGGAAUGGAAGGAGAAACUGGAACGCGAUACAGAGAUCUUGAAGUCUCAAGCUAAUAUCACCAGCAUUCGUGUGGUUCUCAGCAGAAAUCGUCUGGCUUGCCCCGAGCUUGAAAGCUUGGCCUUCAAAGAUCAGACCCUUCCACAUGAAAGUGUUGAGAAAAUUGUUGGUUGGGCUUUGAGUCACCAUUUUAUGCAUUUUUCUGAACCUACCAUCAAAGACAACAAACUUGUCAUUUCUGCCGAAAGCGUUAGCUUUGGCCUUAACAUUUUGGACGGGAUUCAGAACGAAAGCAAGAGUGUAAAGAAAUCUUUGAAAGAUGUUGUUACCGAAAACGAAUUCGAGAAAAAACUCCUAUCGGAUGUCAUUCCACCGAGCGAUAUCGGUGUCUCGUUUGAUGAUAUUGGGGCUUUGGAAAAUGUGAAAGACACCUUGAAAGAGUUAGUGAUGCUUCCUCUCCAGAGACCUGAAUUAUUUGGCAAAGGCCAGCUUACAAAGCCGACGAAGGGUAUACUAUUGUUCGGGCCUCCGGGCACCGGGAAGACAAUGUUGGCAAAGGCAGUAGCAACCGAAGCUGGUGCAAACUUCAUCAAUAUAUCAAUGUCCAGCAUUACUUCUAAGUGGUUUGGUGAGGGAGAAAAGUAUGUGAAAGCCGUUUUCUCCUUGGCGAGUAAGAUUGCUCCAAGUGUCAUUUUCGUCGAUGAGGUGGACAGCAUGUUGGGAAGACGGGAAAAUCCGGGGGAGCAUGAGGCGAUGCGGAAGAUGAAGAAUGAGUUCAUGAUAAACUGGGAUGGUUUACGCACAAAGGACAGAGAACGAGUUCUUGUUCUGGCUGCGACGAACCGGCCAUUUGACCUCGACGAAGCUGUUAUUCGACGGCUUCCCCGGAGGUUGAUGGUUGAUUUGCCGGACGCAGCAAACCGAGAGAGGAUAUUGGGAGUGAUUUUGGCCAAGGAGGAGAUGGCAUCCGACGUUGAUUUAGAAGCUAUAGCUAAUAUGACCAAUGGCUAUUCAGGAAGUGACCUCAAGAACCUGUGCGUGACUGCAGCCCAUCUCCCUAUACGAGAGUUACUGGAGAAAGAAAAGAAGGAGAAAGUGGAGGCAGUGGCAGAGAAGAGGGAGUUUCCUCCUCUGUAUAAGAGCUCAGACAUUCGUCCCCUGAUGAUGAAUGAUUUCAAGGUCGCCCAUGAACAGGUGUGCGCGAGUGUGUCGUCGGAGUCAUCGAACAUGAACGAGCUUCAGCAGUGGAACGAGCUGUACGGAGAAGGUGGGUCCAGGAAGAAGACUUCCCUCAGUUACUUCAUGUAAUAUAAUACCCAAUCGUCACCGUCAUCAUCAUGAGGAGUUUGCACUCCUCUCUCAGAUCAAUGUGUACAGAGACCGAGUUACCGUUUGAGUUUUUUUUUUUUUUGGCUCAGAACCUCCAUUCUUUCUUUCUCCGAACCCUCUCAGGCUGUAUAAUAUAUAUUUAUAUAUAUAUAUAUAUAUAUAUGUAUUCGACAAGCAAUA